Molecule: messenger RNA, 1302 nt
Organism: Stegastes partitus (bicolor damselfish)
Lineage: Eukaryota; Metazoa; Chordata; Actinopteri; Pomacentridae
Gene: hdac8
Product: histone deacetylase 8
Exons: 11
Coding region: 91-1227 (378 amino acids)
Biological process (GO): heterochromatin formation
Molecular function (GO): histone deacetylase activity
Source: RefSeq, a predicted model, not a curated record
CUGGAGGAGAAGCCACCGCUCGCAUCUCUCGGCUCACAAUUUGUUUUAGCUUCAGUCUCAGUGAGAUUAUUUCCGAUUUAUCCGCCGUAAAUGAGUUGCAGAGGAGACAGUGAUGAAGACAGCAGCAGCAAACGGAGAGUCUCGUAUGUUUUCAGUCCGGAGUACAUCGAGACUUGCGACACUUUGUCCAAAGUACCAAACCGGGCGAGUAUGGUCCACUCACUGAUUGAAGCCUACGGACUGCUGAAACAUAUGAGCGUUGUGAAGCCUCAGAUGGCCACCAUCGAGGAAAUGGCCAAAUUCCACACAGACUCGUAUCUGGAGCAUCUUCACAAGAUCAGCCAGGACGGAGACAACGAUGACCCCCAGUCAGUCGACUAUGGCCUGGGUUACGACUGUCCAGUGGUGGAGGGAAUAUUCGACUAUGCGGCAGCAGUAGGGGGCGCUACACUCACAGCGGCUCAGUCUCUGCUCGACCAAAAGUGUGAGGUGGCCAUCAACUGGGCAGGAGGGUGGCACCACGCCAAGAAGGACGAGGCUUCGGGUUUCUGUUACGUGAACGAUGCUGUGUUGGGGAUCCUCAAGCUGAGAGAGAAAUACGAGAGAGUCCUCUAUGUGGACGUUGACCUACAUCAUGGAGAUGGUGUGGAGGACGCCUUCAGCUUCACAUCCAAAGUCAUGACCGUCUCUCUGCACAAGUUCUCCCCUGGAUUCUUCCCAGGCACGGGCGACCUGUGUGAUACGGGGCUGGGUAAAGGACGCUGGUACGCUGUGAACGUCCCGCUGGAGGACGGCAUCAAGGACGACAGAUACUACCAGGUUUUUACCAGUGUGAUGCAGGAAGUGCGGGCGCAGUUCAACCCGGAGGCGAUGGUGAUGCAGCUGGGGGCCGACACCAUGGCGGGCGACCCCAUGUGCUCCUUCAACAUGACCCCGGUGGGGGUGGGCAAGUGUCUGCAGUACGUCCUGCAGUGGCAGCUACCUACACUGCUGCUGGGUGGAGGAGGUUAUAACCUGGCUAACACAGCUCGCUGUUGGACCUACCUGACGGCAGCAGUGCUGGGAAAGACUCUUUCUUCUGAAAUACCUGACCACGAGUUUUUUACAGAAUACGGACCAGACUACUCGCUGGAGAUCAGCCCGAGCUGUAGACCAGACCGCAACGACACCAAACACCUGGACCAGGUCAUCAGCACCAUCAAAGGGAAUUUAAAGAAUGUGGUUUAGGAGUGGGCAGCCUCAGCCUCCUCCGCACACACUCGCACACACACCCACACACCACGUUUCCAAACCAGGUCGACG